Oppia nitens is the source of this 1185-nucleotide messenger RNA. Its product is annotated as inositol polyphosphate 5-phosphatase E-like. The record is from RefSeq and is a predicted model, not a curated record. Gene Ontology annotation, biological process: phosphatidylinositol dephosphorylation. Gene Ontology annotation, molecular function: phosphatase activity. The coding region runs from base 1 to 1185 and encodes 394 amino acids. The transcript is spliced from 3 exons. Lineage: Eukaryota; Metazoa; Arthropoda; Arachnida; Sarcoptiformes; Oppiidae.
AUGGUCACAACCACAUCAAGCGCUAGUAUCUUACAUCCCAUUACCGUCGAUGAGGCGAGAAAUCAAAAUUAUUUGAUUGGAAGUGUUGGCUCAACAGAUUCACUUUUUGGUAGAGAAGAGUUAUUGAGAUAUUUUCCAAAUUCAAAAAUCAAAGUAUUUGUUGUUUCGUGGAAUAUGAGUUCAAAAAGUGGUCCAAAAGAUAUUAAAAAUCUAUUACUUCCUGAAUCCGUAACAUUUGUUCCCGAUUUAUAUGCCAUUGGUAUACAAGAAGGUCCGGAUAAACGUCAGAUAAAUGAGUUUCAAAUCCAAAUACAGGCCACAGUCGGUGCCAGUCAUGUAUUGUUUCAUUCGUCAACAUUAGGUGUUCUUCAUUUGUUAAUAUUUAUCAGAAGAGAUCUGAUUUGGUUUUGUACGAUACCUGAAGAUUCUUUCUUCAAUACCCGUCCUUCGGCUACAAAUUUGGUCAAAACAAAGGGAGCAAUCGGUAUUUCAUUUGCACUUUUUGGUACUUCUUUUCUCUUCAUUAACUCUCACUUAACGGCACAUCAAACUAAAAUUAAAGACAGAAUUGAAGAAUAUCUAAAAAUUUGCAAAUCUCUUGAUUUACCAAAAAAUCUUCAGCCUUUAAAUCCUCGGUAUAUCAGUAAUGAUGUGACGGCAAGAUUUGACACAGUUUUUUGGUUUGGAGAUCUCAACUUCAGAUUAGAGAUAUCAACUCAAGAAAUAAUGAAAAUUAUUAAUAAACCAAUAAAUUUGUCAAACGUAUCGGUCAAUUAUUUUAAAGAAUCGGAUCAAUUGAUAAAUGUUAUACAAAGAGGAUUAGCUUUUAAAGGUUUUAGUGAGCCGUCGGCGCCUAAGUUUCCUCCGACUUAUAAAUUCAAGUUAGGAAGUGAUGACUACGACCUCUUCAGCCAAAGAGUUCCAUCAUUUACUGAUAGGAUUCUCUAUCGCUCUAAAAGAGAGUCUCAUAUUAGUUCACUUUUGUAUGAUUGGGUGCCUUCAAUGGUUUCAUCAGAUCAUAAACCAGUCAUAGCUUUAUUUGAUGUUCAACUCAAACCUGGAAGAGAUGUCAUCAACCGAUUAAAUGCUGGAAAUUUUAACCGAAAUGUUUAUAUUGAAGCCAUGAAAAUACGGGCUAAUGAAUAUGCCAUUAAAAAUGGUAGUAUUGUUUGUAAUAUCAUGUAA